Messenger RNA from Podospora anserina S mat+, 1005 nucleotides. RefSeq lists its product as uncharacterized. Gene Ontology annotation, molecular function: DNA-binding transcription factor activity. Gene Ontology annotation, biological process: negative regulation of DNA-templated transcription. The transcript is spliced from 3 exons. The record is from RefSeq and is a predicted model, not a curated record. NCBI's taxonomy places the organism in Eukaryota, Fungi, Ascomycota, Sordariomycetes, Sordariales, Podosporaceae. The coding region runs from base 1 to 1005 and encodes 334 amino acids.
AUGAGCGCUGAACUAGAAGCCGAGAGACAAGAGUACGAGAAUCAGCUCGAACUCGUCGUCACAUCGCUCAAAGAUGAUCCCGAUAACGCCGAACUCCAGACCCUCAAGGGUGACCUUGAGGGCAUGAUCCAGAUGAUCAAUGAUUCCAUCGCUGAGUUGAAGCCUAAAUCCGCGCCCGCGCCGCCGAAGCGACAGCCCUCCCCACCGCCAGCGCCAAAGGAGAAGUGGUCGCGAGAGAACCACCCAGCCUUCAAGAAAGCCGGCCCCGAAGCGGCCGAGGAGAAGGAGUCGGACGUCGUUGUAAACUACCAAGUCAACGACACAGUGAUGGCCAAAUGGGCGACAGGCGACAAGGGCUUCUACCCGGCGAGAAUCACGUCAGUUACCGGCUCCAAGACCGCGCCGAUUUACACUGUCAAGUUCAAGAGCUAUGAUACGGUUGAGACGUUGAGAGCGAAGGAUAUAAAGCCCAUGCCUGCCCAGAAGCGCAAGGCUGACGGGAUCAGCACAGCGCCUACAGCUGGCCCGUCUUCUUCAUCAUCUACCCCAGCCUACGGUUCGGGUUCUGCGACGCCAACAGUGAACAAUGGGAUCGUCAAGUCUGCUCCUGCUGACAUGUACCCCCAGGCGCAGGCCGCGGCGGAGAACAACCCAGACGAGAAGCCGAAACCGAAGUUCAAGAAGAUAAAGGCGACGAAGGAGCUGGAGGCGGGGAAGAAUAAGUGGCAGGAGUUUACUCAAAAGGGAAAGUUUGGGAAGGCUGCGAAGAAGGAGAGCAUGUUCCGCACGCCGGAGGGUGUCAAGGGGAGAGGUAUUCGGGUUUACUGGCUCUGGCCAGACCAUGCGCAAAGACCCUACCCGCAGUCGGCACAUCUACCAACCCAACGAAGAUUUGGAUUGAGCAUUCUUCAAAAGAGUCUUGGACUAACUCGGGUUGUUUUCUACUUUCAGAACCUUUUCCGGCCCCCCAUGGGAGACUAUUCAUUCUCGUCCCGGCGUUCAUAG